Cercospora beticola is the source of this 339-nucleotide messenger RNA. RefSeq lists its product as uncharacterized. The record is from RefSeq and is a predicted model, not a curated record. Lineage: Eukaryota; Fungi; Ascomycota; Dothideomycetes; Mycosphaerellales; Mycosphaerellaceae.
AUGUCUGAGGCCAAACUCCUAGUCUAUCACCACCAGCCACGCGGCGAGCCGAUCGUCUCCAAGGGACUAGACACGAUGCAACACAGCGAGCUCGAUGCUGCUCUGAAGAAAGAAUCCGGAUCUCUCCAGCUGAGCAAGAAGGCGGUUCCUUCUGGUGCUACGCACGUGGAAAUCACGCCUCGCGAUCUCCUUAGCAAGGAACAGCAAGGGGCUCGCUCCCCGAAGCCGAACGAUGACUCGAGUAUUGCUUCCGUGCGCUUGCCAGCGUCCGUCUUCUUGAGCCGGUCGACCGUAGGAGGCUACGAGGAGCUGUACAUCGUUUCCAGGAAGCAAGAGUAG